This is a messenger RNA of Cylicocyclus nassatus, 2316 nucleotides long. The record is from the annotation of a GenBank genome assembly. NCBI's taxonomy places the organism in Eukaryota, Metazoa, Nematoda, Chromadorea, Rhabditida, Strongylidae.
AUGGCCGAUCCAGCAAGAGCAAGGUGUACUAAAAGCAGCGUUAGGAAAAGGAUGAGCUUCGGCGAGGGCUGCACUCGUGUCAUAGACUAUGGACUAACAAGAAUAACAAUGGUUUGGUUGUGUGGAAAUAGAAAAGCCGUUAAGCGAUUCUACGAAAACCAGAAGAACCUUGUCGAAGCACUGAAGGAAGACGAGAAAAUCCUCAACGCAGCUGUGGAUCCAAUUAUAAUACAGAAGGAGACAAAAAAUAAGAUUUGGGACACUCGACUCAGCUCUUUCGCUGUUUUGGUUAACGUUGCUCUUAUGAUUGCUAAGACGACCGCCGUGUUACUAUCGGACUCGCUUUCUGUUGUCGCAUCUCUCGUGGAUAGCGCAAUGGAUAUCACUUCUGGAGUGGUGCUUUGGUACACAUGUCAUUUAAUAGUAAAAUCCAGUGCGCAUCAUUAUCCCGUUGGUUUGAACAGGCUUGAGCCGCUUGCAACAUUGAUUAUUGGUAUGAUCAUGGUAUUUUCCAAUGUGUUCGUUCUCCAACAAGCUGCUGUAGACUGCAUCAGUGGUAAUGUCCAUCCCAGAGUUGAUAUACCAACGCUAGUUAUUCUGUGCUCUGGAACAGCUGUAAAAGCAGUGCUGUUUAUCAUCUGUCGCUCGAGAAAAACAACAGCUAGUCGUGUGCUGACCAUUGAUCAGCGUAACGAUUGCAUCACAAAUCUUGUAGCCCUAGCGGGCGCUUACUUGGGAGAUGGCUGGUGGCCAUAUGCAGACCCAAUCGGAGCAUCAGUUGUAAGUGGAGUCAUAAUAAUUACAUGGAUCAUGACAGUCAAAGAGCAGGUGCCGCUACUGAUUGGAAGAACAGCCAGUCCGCAGCUAAUUAAUCGCAUAAUCAACGUUGCAAUAAGUCAUGACGAUCAAAUUAAGCAUUUGGAAACGGUGCACGUUUACCACUUCGGAGCUAACUUCUUGGUGGAGCUGCAUGUGGUUAUGGACGGCAAUACCACCCUUUUUAAAGCACAUGAUGUGGCUGAGUCACUGGAAAACAAGUUGGAACAGCUUUCUUUUGUGGAAAGAGCAUUCAACGCUUUGUGUAACUGGAGAUCCAUCACUCGCUGUCUCUCCUUGCUUAGUCGCACGAAUGAAGCUGACACUAACCUGAGUCUUGGGAGAGGUUGUCAGGCGAUGUACGCAAAUCCAACGGGUUUGGGACCUGAGAUAGCGUACUUCAACAUGUUACUGGUCAAAAAGAAGAUCUCUCUAUCAAACCUCUGGAUGCACAUUCACUUUUGCAACCAGAAGCGAUUGAAGCCUGGUUCUACCUCUACAGAACGACUUGUGACAAAACUUAUCAAGAAUGACGUUGGAAUGCCUUUGAAGCGAAUUAAGAAUAUGCGCGGGUGCGAAAUGGUUACCAGUGAAGAGUGUCAAGAAAAUCCCUGUUACAUACAGAGAUCUGAUGGAACUAUAACCUUUUCCACCUUCAAAAGCUGCAAAUGCUGGAUCCAAGCAAAGAAAAUGCCGGCGAAAGCAAUGGAGCAAGUCUCAAGAAUGGAGUCUGUCCGGAGUGUAGCAAGCACCUAGGAAAGAAUUUAUCUGCGCACCUGUUUGAUGUACAUAGUUACACUAAAGAGGAGAUAGCCAAUCUACAAGCCGCAAAGCGACGAAAAAUACUUGGAGAACAGAAUUAUUUCUGUGAUAGUUGCGAAACUACAUUCGCCACGAAAAAAAACCUACUAGAGCAUAAUAAAAUGGAACACGCAUCCCGAAGAAAAAUCUCAUGUCCCUUAUGUGGAACUUCAAUAGAUGUAAGUUUUCCACUCGUGCUCAUUUUUCGUUAAGAGAAGUCAUUUUAUUAUGACGAACGGACGCGGAAGACUUCGUAGGAUUUUUUAUUUUUGGAUUUGUUAUUUUCUUUCAUCUAGUAAUCAAUGUUACUUGUUUUCAUCUGAUUAUCAAAGUUGCUUUCUUUCAUAUGAUUAUCAGCUUACAUCCUAAUCAGAAGAUUCCGGUGCUAUAUCUGCCUUUCAGUUAGAUCUGUUGUACAUUAGCUACGAAUCAUCUUCACUGUUGUCUUUUUUUUUUGAUUUGCUCACUUCAAUAGCGAGGACUUCUGUCAUUCUCGCAUCUCCGUUCACAACAUCAUCUUCACGCAUCGCAUUCAAACAGAUAUUUGUGUUUAUAUCUUUACCAAUGUGUCAUUUCUAAUCUACCUCUUUUCUCUUUUUUGCCACACUCAUUGUAGGUCCUAUUGCUAUCUGACUGAAUAACGCAAUAAUCUUAAGUCGCAGCCCGCUCUGCAAUGUAUUGAGUGACUCAGGUCUCGAU